Messenger RNA from Mytilinidion resinicola, 627 nucleotides. RefSeq lists its product as uncharacterized. The coding region runs from base 48 to 590 and encodes 180 amino acids. The transcript has a single exon. NCBI's taxonomy places the organism in Eukaryota, Fungi, Ascomycota, Dothideomycetes, Mytilinidiales, Mytilinidiaceae. The record is from RefSeq and is a predicted model, not a curated record. Gene Ontology annotation, molecular function: protein binding.
CAACAACUGAGCUCGCAACGACUAUUCAUGCCGUCGUCGAAGAUUUGAUGUCACGAUUUGCCGAAUGCGAGAAAUCUGUGGCCAAAAACGAAGUGCUUAAAGCGGUAUGCCGCACUGCACUUGGCAAUCUGGAGGCGACAAACAUGUUCAGCUGUUUAAUGGCUGACACCUACUACGACCGCCAGAUGCUUCCUCGCGACUGGAGAGACGAUGAAGAGAGUCGAAUAGACAUAAGCCAGUGUAGCCUCCUCGUUGCAAUAGCCGCACGCUAUGAUGAGGUCCAACAAAGCAUGUUGUCGAGCAUAGCAGACAUCGACUUCGAAACAAAGUACUUUGGUAGCCCCCUUCAUUCAGCAUGCUAUGCGGGUCAUAGUGACACAGUCCGGCUACUCCUAGACCAAGGCGCCGACAUCCACCGAGUCCCCAGAAUUAUGCACGAAAAGAGACCCUCAAUCUACAUUGCAGCAGCUAGUGGACGCCCAGACGUUGUCGAGCUACUUUUGGAACCAAGAUACGACUUGGAUACUUCCACUCGUAUAUUUGGAUGGGCAGCUGUGGCGGCAGUGCCAAAGACUCUGAUAUUGCAAUGAGGCUCUUUGACAAAUACACUGGUCGUGCGCCAGCGGC